This is a messenger RNA of Mastomys coucha (southern multimammate mouse), 921 nucleotides long. Its product is annotated as olfactory receptor 1361-like. NCBI's taxonomy places the organism in Eukaryota, Metazoa, Chordata, Mammalia, Rodentia, Muridae. The coding region runs from base 1 to 921 and encodes 306 amino acids. The transcript has a single exon. Gene Ontology annotation, molecular function: olfactory receptor activity; G protein-coupled receptor activity. The record is from RefSeq and is a predicted model, not a curated record. Gene Ontology annotation, cellular component: membrane. Gene Ontology annotation, biological process: G protein-coupled receptor signaling pathway.
AUGGAUGGUCCCAAUCAGACAUCUACAGAUUUUUUCCUCCUGGGAUUCUCUGGAAAGUCAGAGCAGGAAGAGGUUGUCUUUGGAAUGUUCUUAGGCAUGUACAUGGUCACCGUCUCUGGGAACCUUCUCAUCAUCCUGGCCAUCAGCUGUGACCCUCAUCUCCACACACCCAUGUACUUCUUCUUGGCCAACCUCUCCAGUGUUGACAUCUGCUUCUCCUCAGUCACUGUCCCCAAGGCUCUGGUGAACCAUGUGUUGGGAAGCAAGACCAUCUCUUACACAGAGUGUAUGGCCCAGAUGUACUUCUUGUUCAUAUUUGGCAAUCUGGAUGGCUUCCUCCUAAGUGUGAUGGCCUAUGACCGCUAUGUGGCCAUCUGUCACCCGCUCCACUAUACCAUGAUGAUGAGGCCCAGAUUGUGUGUCCUCCUGGUGGCCAUAUCAUGGGCCAUCACAAACCUGCAUGCUCUAUUCCACAUUCUUCUCAUGAUUCAACUUACCUUCUGUUCCUACAAUGCAGUGCACCACUUCUUCUGCGACCCCUAUCUUAUCCUGAAGCUCUCUUGUUCUGACACCUUUAUCAAUGAUGUUGCAGCCUUCACUGAGGGUCCUUUGAUAUUCCUGACACCGUUUAUAUGCAUUGUUGUUUCCUAUGCUUACAUCUACGCUAAGGUCCUGAAGAUGCCCUCUGUCCAUGGGAUAAGGAAAGCCUUGUCCACAUGUGGGUCUCACCUCACUGUGGUCUGCCUAUUCUAUGGGGCGAUCCUGGGAGUUUAUAUGCAUCCUUCUUCCUCCUACUCACUACAGGACGCAGUGGCCUCCAUCAUCUUCACAGUGGUGACACCCAUGGUCAACCCUUUCAUCUACAGCAUGAGGAAUUGUGACAUCAAAGGAGCCUUAAGGAAGAUAAUUCUCAGACCCUAG